Messenger RNA from Arabidopsis lyrata subsp. lyrata, 1777 nucleotides. RefSeq lists its product as uncharacterized. The transcript has a single exon. The record is from RefSeq and is a predicted model, not a curated record. NCBI's taxonomy places the organism in Eukaryota, Viridiplantae, Streptophyta, Magnoliopsida, Brassicales, Brassicaceae. Bases 390 to 1262 code for a protein of 290 amino acids.
AAGGAAAACAUUUUGGUCAUUAUUCAUUAAUAAAUUUGACAUCCAAAAUAGGUAAAUAGUUAUUUUACCUAAUAUGGGGUCUAAAGAUAAAUGCAAAUGAAAACUGUGAAAUCUUCUUAUCCGACCUCUUCUCUCUCUCCUUUUGGCUAAUCACAAUUAAUUAGGCUUCACAAUCUCUACAAAUCCCUACUCUCCUCAUAGUCAUACAUAGAAGAGAGAAAGAAUACCAUUAGUCAUAAAAUCUUUGCGUGAAUCUCGCUCAGAUUUUAUUGUUUCCAUAAGCCAAAUGCAAGUAAAUAACCUUUCUUAAUACUCUCAACAAAAGAAAAAAAAAAAAAAGUAAAUAACAUUACUUUCUUCUCCAUAGAAGUAAAAGAGUAAAGAAGAUCAUGAAGAGAACAAGAGACCUUUAUGAUGAUGAUGAUUCUUCUUCUUCAUCGGAAUCUGAAGAGUUUCACCGGACAAAACUCCGGGUUAAGGUGAAGUUACCGGAAGAAAGAAGUGAAGAUGAAGAUGAGUCUCCUCAGCCGCUGAGGAAGCACUUUUGUGUGAUUUGUGAGAAGCAGUUUAGCUCUGGUAAGGCUUAUGGUGGUCACGUGAGGAUCCACUCCACCGAGUACAAUAUCAAAGGAAAGAUGAAGAAGACGAGGAUGAAGAUCAUGAAGAAGAAGAGAAAGAUUGGUUUGUUGAAGAAAGAGAAGGAGAAAGAGAUAGAUCUGAUUAGGGCUGACGUGGAAGGUAAGAUUAGGUGUUGUCUUUGUGGAAAAGAGUUUCAAACAAUGCACUCUUUGUUUGGACAUAUGAGGAGACAUCCUGACCGGAGUUGGAAAGGGAUACGACCUCCUCCUCCACCGGAGAAGUUCAAUCUAAGCUACGGUGAUGAUGAUGAUGUUGAUGAUGAUGAGGAUGAGGAUGCGAUGAGUAGAUCCAUCAUGAUGAGUGAUGAUGUACCCGAGGAUGUUCAAGAAGCUGCUUGCAUUCUAAUGAUGCUCUCUUACGCUUCAAGCAAUUAUUGGGCUGGGAUAAAGAAAGCUAUGGAAUCACCCAAAUCCGAGGUAAGAAGUCCGAGUUGCUACAAAGAUGACAAAGGAAAAGAUGAAGUUUUAGGUGAUGGUGGAAUGGAUGAUAAGAAGAGUUUAAUUGUAGAUAUGAAUAUAAAGAUGAAGGUGAAUAGUCCUCGAGAUGAAGAUAAGAGGUCAUUAGGGUUUGAUCUCAAUCAGCCUCCUUACCAUGAAGAUCAUCCUGAUUCCUGUUGGAACUAGUUUGGUUUCGCAGUUCGAUUUGGAUGGAAUGGAGUAGAUUAAGUAAGAUUCAAGUUUUAACAUGUUGCUCAAUGAAUUUACAUCUAUAUAUGCAUGUCUUAUCAUCUCCUACAUAGGCUUUUGUACAUAAUGAAAUCCUUGUUUGGUUCUAGUUAUAUUUCAUUGGUCUUUUUCUUCUAGCUAGUCCUUUUCUGGUCAAUUUCUCUUUAAGUUUGUGACUUUUGUGUGGCUAGAAUCAAGUUGUUACUUUUAUCUACUGAAUAAAUUCAUAAACAAGGUUUGAGAUUUCAAGUUGUAAUCAAAAUUUCAAAAAAAAAAGAUUUCAAGUUGUGAGAAUUUUCGUAGAUCGAGUAGUUCAUAUGCAUCACCAUAUGAUAAUCUAUACGGAUAUUCCAUAUGCAUCUCAACUUUUCACAUGUAAAGGUAUCAAUAUCAGUGUCAUAGAAUAAUUAAAAUUUGGGUGCAAACUUAGAGAUAGUAACUAAAUAUUAUUGUUAAGAUGUCAAAAAUAUAAU